GCCAGAAAGUUCUGGCCCACCAAACAUAACCAUUGUGUACCCUGUUUCCCUGUACUGUUUCGGUUAGGGGAAUUGCUGCAGCUGCAGCCUGCGGGAAGAAGGAAGUUGAACGGAACCAAACAGAGAGCGUGUGCAUGAGUGGUGUGUAUAAAGGAUCAUAUCUCAGAGCCCCACCAGACGCCAUAAACAGAGGAGGCAAGCAAUAUCAGGAGAGGAGAGGAAAUGGAAGGUUGAAUACAGCGAAGCAGAUGUUCUAUGGAGCAGACCCACCUCCCAAAAGAAUAUAUUAUUAUUAUUAUUAACAUGAAUAAUUUAGUAUCGGAGAGAAAGUGGUGAUACAGCAAAAAAGAUGGUGGGUGGUAACAAUCCGGGGCAGUACAAUGACACAACUUUAACCAAAAUCUUUGUUGGAGGGUUGGCUUGGGAGACUCAAAGGGAUACAAUGAGAAGAUAUUUUGAGCAGUUUGGAGACAUCCUGGAGGCUGUUGUUAUCACAGAUAAAAACACUGGGAGAUCCAAGGGUUACGGUUUUGUUACAUUUAAGGAUCCAGAGGCAGCCAUGAGAGCAUGCCAAAACCCAUCUCCCGUGAUUGAUGGAAGGAGAGCAAACUGCAAUCUUGCAUCUCUUGGUGCUCAGAAGACUCGUCCACCAACUCCUCAACAUGGUUCAGGCCGGUUUAGACCAGCAACUGGCUUGGUUGCUCCACCUGCUUACCAUGGCGCAUAUUACCAUCAACCAACUGGUCAAUACACAUUUCCUUAUUCAGCUUAUGGGUACACUGGCUAUUCCCAUGAUGCAAUGUAUCCCACGAACUAUUACAGUGUUUAUGGGGGUCAGCAAUCCUCUCCUUACUACACCACCACCGGGGCAGCAGGGCCGCCGGGGAUGUUCCACAAUUUGUACCCAUACUAUGCACAAUAUGCUCAAACUAGCCAGCAGGCUCAUGGUUUUGGAGUUCAAUAUCCCGGCCAAGUGGUGCAGUACCCAUAUUUGCCUCAGCCCUAUGGCUCCACUGGAAUACUUUCUCUUCCUUCUUCAAUGCCAAUGCAAACUUCAAGCGCAGGUGCAACAGCAACAGCUUCACAAGCCUCAGGAGCAGCUUCUGAACAGAAUUCAUCAACUUAAUGUCUUCUUACAAGACUAACAAUAUGGACAAAAGGGUUAAAAGCAUCGUCACAAGCAGAAAAAAGAGAGAAAAAGUGAAUAAGAAAAGAAGAAUAUCAAGUUACUUAUUCAAAAGAGGAUGCCUGAAGGAAAAGGAAUCCAAGAAUCCUCCAGCAUGAGAUGAUUCAUUCAUGGAACAGGCAUAGAGGGACAUGUUGAAAAGCUUGUUCCACUAACAACAGUCUUUGUUUCUUUGUCAAAUUCAUGCCCAGUUUGGGUUUAGGACAAUAGAUUAAUUAGGAGAAGAAUUCCAUAUUCAUUUCAUGCAUUGGCAUAAGGUAGAAACUGAAAAAUGGCUUUGGAUUCUACCUUAUCAGACUAAUUGCUAGAUGGCAAUGUCUCGGACGCAGAGAGCAUCCGAUGACAUAAAACUUUUCUUUUCUUUUUUGUUUAUAUUGGCAGCUCAAUGGGUUCAAAAGAUUUAUUUCAUAUCUUUGAACCCCGAUUGGUUGGUCAAGAUGAAAAGGCGAGCCGGGAUAGCUCAGCCAUUUAACUUGUAAUUUUUUUUCUUUUUUUAAUUUCAUGAUUGCUACUUUUUAAGAUAGGAUUAGUUGGGACAAGAAGAUUUAUCUUGUUUCUUUUUCUUACAAACAAUUCAUCUUUCGCUUUCAGUCGCCA
Corylus avellana is the source of this 1783-nucleotide messenger RNA. Its product is annotated as RNA-binding (RRM/RBD/RNP motifs) family protein. Gene Ontology annotation, molecular function: RNA binding. NCBI's taxonomy places the organism in Eukaryota, Viridiplantae, Streptophyta, Magnoliopsida, Fagales, Betulaceae. The record is from RefSeq and is a predicted model, not a curated record.